AUGGCUUCGACGGUGAUUGUUGGAAGCGGCAUCAUCGGUAUCGCAACGGCUUAUUACCUCUCUGAGCAUCAACCCGGUUCAAGCAUCCACUUGGUUGACUCAUCAGCUGAGCUGUUUGCAUCAGCGUCUGGAUAUGCGGGUGGUUUCCUCGCAAGGGACUGGUUUCAUGCAGACCUGGCAUCUUUGGGAGCCCUUAGCUUUGACGAGCAUGAGAAAUUGGCAAAAGAGUAUAAUGGACGUGAGAAGUGGCUGUACACCAAGUCAGUCACUGUGAAUUAUGAGUUGCCCAGGAGGAAACCAAAAGGGUUUGGAGGGCAGGAUUGGUUACGUGAGGGUACCAGUCGUGCGGAUCUGGUGGAGGACAAGGGGGAAGUUAGAGAUAAGAAUAGUCCUCCGUGGUUGAGGCGUGUCAAGGGUGAUACUCUGAGUUUGGUUGACAAUGGUGAAGGGACAGCUGUUCUUGACCCGCUACGACUCUGUCAGUUCCUCCUUGAGCGAUGUCGGGCAGCAGGUGUCAGGAUACACAAGCCCGCUGUCGUUCUAAAUGUAGGCGCCGAUUGCCACGAUGAGUUAUCAUAUGUCCGUAUCGGCUACACGGACUGUUCGUCAGAAACAAACAUCCCGGCUACGCGUGUCCUGGUAUGCGCCGGGGCAUGGACACCCAGUGUCUUGGAGUCGAUGUUUCCAGGGUCCUCUAUCAACAUACCGGUAGUGAGUCUCGCGGGUCACUCGCUGGUUGUGAAAAAUCCUACACAUGUAGGCGACACAUUCCAUUCGGUGUAUAGUAGCAUGGAUACCUUCUCGCCUGAAAUAUACGCUCGACCAAAUGGACAUAUUUGGCUAGGUGGACUGAACGCAUCAAUACGGCUUCCGCCGUUCGCAACAGGUGCAAAGCCUGAAGAUGCAUCGCUUGAGAGACUGAAGGAUUUAGCACGGCAAGUCAUCAAGACUGACGGGGAUGAGUUGGAAGUUGUACGAACAGGACUUUGCUUUCGACCUGUGUCGGAGCGGGGGACGCCUUAUAUCACACGAAUAGAGGAUGUAGAUCUACGGCAGGGUUAUAGGACGCGGAAAGGUAGCAAUGGUGGUGUUUAUGUUGCGACGGGACAUGGACCAUGGGGUAUCAGCUUGUCUUUGGGAACAGGAAAGGUGAUGGCGGAGAUGAUGCAGGGGAGGAAGUUAAGCGCCGAUAUAAGUGAGUUGGGAUACUGGCCGUGA
Fusarium sp. VM40 is the source of this 1218-nucleotide messenger RNA. The record is from the annotation of a GenBank genome assembly. NCBI's taxonomy places the organism in Eukaryota, Fungi, Ascomycota, Sordariomycetes, Hypocreales, Nectriaceae.